This is a messenger RNA of Austrofundulus limnaeus, 1692 nucleotides long. RefSeq names its product transmembrane protein 230b (gene tmem230b). Gene Ontology annotation, cellular component: endomembrane system; synaptic vesicle. The record is from RefSeq and is a predicted model, not a curated record. Gene Ontology annotation, biological process: synaptic vesicle transport. Lineage: Eukaryota; Metazoa; Chordata; Actinopteri; Cyprinodontiformes; Rivulidae. The transcript has 3 exons. The coding region runs from base 239 to 598 and encodes 119 amino acids.
UAACGCGGAAGCGCUUGAAUAAACAACAACUCGCUGCUCUUAUUUCUAAAAAGCGUGUUCUGGGGAAUCAUAGACUUCUUCCUUUGAUUUAAGCGUAACGUUUUACUUUAUUUUAGCAGUGACAGGUGGCGAUGGAUUAAAAAAGAUGGCUGCUGCGUUGUUAAUGCUCCUGUAGAUAUCCUGCUUGACUAAUAAUAACUGAGGGCAAACUGUUAAAAAACUCCAGCAGCUGAGGAAGAUGCCUGCUCGAAAUCUGGUGUCCCAGGAUGUUCCUAACAGCACAGCCAGGUACUCCAGGUUAGCUACAGACGAUGACGGCUACAUUGAUUUACAGUUCAAAAGGAGCCCACCCAAAGUCCCAUACAAAGCCAUAGCACUUGCCACAGUGCUCUUCCUAAUCGGCUCUCUCUUAAUCAUCAUUGGUGCUCUUCUCCUGGCUGGAUACUUUGGAGUCACUGACACAGAUCGAACCGUGCCCGUCCUCAUCAUUGGGAUUCUCGUCUUCCUGCCUGGAUUUUACCACCUACGGAUUGCCUACUAUGCAUCAAAGGGCUACCCGGGUUACUCCUACGAUGACAUCCCAGACUUUGAUGACUGAACCACACUAAAUGUUCCCUCUUCUAUGGCUUGUACCAAUGAUGAAACAGACAAGAAACCUAAGGUUUAAUCAAAAAACUAGUGUUUUGUUUAGAUUUUUUUUACACAAUUAGCCAGAAUGCCAACAUAUGCUGCUUGAUUUGUAUAUUUGUUUAGCUUAUAUAUUAAUUCAAAUAAUUGAAAUAUUUUUUUAUUUGUUUAAUUUCACCAUCUAACCUGCUUUAUUAUAAAGUGUCAGAUGGUUUUCAGUCCAUGCUUUGAGUCUUUCUAUUCGAUAACUGAUGUUUAUUAAAAGGUUAAUCUUGUUUUUCAUAAGAUGAUCAGUGUUGUUUAGCACAGUUCUCCUUUAUCCUUCUCUUAAUUCCUCCCACUCUUCAGAUUUGUUCUUUCUCGGAGGAUUCCGCGUGAUUAAUUUUGAUCCUUUGAUCUCCAUAUGGUGCUCCUGGGCUGUGAGAGUCAACAUUGUUAAACAGCAGCCGUGUCUCUGUCAUCUCAUCAUUUUCAGUAGAUUUGAAUGCAUGUUGACUGAUGGCUGCAACCUCACUUUGCAUUGCAGGAGGAUUUCUUUUCCAUGCUUCUAUUUUAAAGCAAUUUAAACUUUGUUUUUUCUUUUUAAUCCCUUCAGAUCUUGGCAACCUGCUGCUUACUAAAGGGAUAAUUCAAGGAUGCUUUCUUACUAAUAAAUGAGCCUGAACCAUAAGAUAGCAACUAUAAACUACCUGGUAUUAAGUCGGAGCAGAUUACGCACUUUAAAUCAGCUCAGAAACAGACUUUUCUUCCUAAACGCUUUGUAUUCAUUUCAGGGUCCAGUUGUACACAAAGCCUCCUACAGAAAACAGAAUUACUGCAUAUUUUUAUUUAUUUUUACAUUCGCUUAUUGCCUUAGCAAAAUGUUUGGACAUCUUAGUAGGUGCACUUAUUGUUAAAAUGUAUUAUUUUGCAUGGUAAAAUCAGAAGAAAAUAUUUUAUUUACCUUUAUUUGCAAACUGAUCAAAAUAAAUACCCAACUUUUAGUGUUCAUUUUGAAUGUACGUUCACUUCUCUGUUGCUUGUAAAACAUUUUAAACAAUAAAAAUGAAGGUAGUAACGAUUUUA